Epinephelus moara (kelp grouper) is the source of this 6074-nucleotide messenger RNA. RefSeq names its product zinc finger BED domain-containing protein 4-like. The transcript has 2 exons. Gene Ontology annotation, molecular function: protein dimerization activity. Bases 1251 to 2615 code for a protein of 454 amino acids. The record is from RefSeq and is a predicted model, not a curated record. NCBI's taxonomy places the organism in Eukaryota, Metazoa, Chordata, Actinopteri, Perciformes, Serranidae.
UGAAGCUGUCGGAAUGAGAGUUAGCACCUCCACUUAUAAACAAUACAAUGACAAACAAUAAAGUGCAAGUGAGCAACUCUACACAACAUAAGCAAAUAAACUCAGAUCAAUACAUUUGUAAUUGCAGACAUAUGUUUCCUGUGCUCUAUUAAACUUUAACCAUGUUGUUGUGCACUACUGCAAGUCUGCAUAUUCUUCUUCUAAAACUACACAACACUGAAAAGGUUUAACAACUUAAACUCAACUCGUGCGCGUGUGGUGGAGCCGCUGCAUCAAGAGAGGCGGGACAUUAAUUAUUUAUAUAUAUGUAUAAUUUUUUUUUUUUACUUUUAAAAUUACUAUGGGCAGCUCCUUGCACUUUUCAUUUUCAUCUGCUGUUCAUUGUUGUACUCAUUUACUGUUCAGUGUUUUACUUAUUACAGUACUUUAAACCUCAGGGAUUACUUUUAUAUUUUUCCAUUCAUUUGUUUACUUGUCAAAGUUUUUUUCAAAAUGCUGCUGGCAGCUCCCUGUACUGUUUCAUUGGAAAAGUUCUCAGAAUAAAUAUAUGCUUAAUUGAAUUUGAAUGUAGUGCUUUGUCAGUGUUUAUUUUUUUAAUUCUGUAUCAACUAUGAUUUUUACAGCAGACAUAUAUCGGUUGUAAAUAUCGGCUAUCGGUAUCUCUGUUUCAUAAUAAUCGGUAUCGGCUCUGAAAAAAACAUUUUGGUUGAUCCCUACUCUGGAACACUAUCUACUCAGUAAAGUCUUGACAGAGAUACAUAAUGGAAGACUGUUUACUUUACUUUCUUUUAUAAUGGUCAAAAAAAUAUACGCUGGUUAAGCAAACUUUCUGUUGCUGCCGAUACACAAGUUAGAUGCAGCGCUGAAGGACCGGCUCUGGAGCUGCUCCCCACCUGGCGAACAGUCAAUUACAUAUCUGCACGGUUAGCACGAGCUAAUAUUGCAGCUGUUGGACCAUCCAGACAAAAUCAUACAGAUGAAGCUGCUUGACUGUUGUUCAACCCUUAAAUAACCAUUAGGCAACGUUAGCCGUGUAAUGCUAUCACAGGGUUCCUGCAACUUUAGGCAGAUUUAAGACUUUGCCAAUUGACUAAUGCCACUUGAAAGACCAAUUUUAAAAGAAUCAAAAUUGAAGGAAAGAAAGAGCUGAACUGACAUCACUUACUUAGUUUUAGGUGCAGUUUUGCCCAAAUGUUAAUUGUAACAAUCGUAAGUAUUUCACAGAUAUCUGCUUGCCCGAGUUGUACAAUAUGGUGCACAGUCACGUCGAGAAGCUAAUUUCAGAUGCUGUGUCCAUAAGCUUCAUAACAGAUAUCUGGUCUUCAAGCGUUAGCCAGGUUAGCAUGCUGAGCUUGACUGCACAAUGGCUGGAUGAGGACUUUGCGCUGAAAAAGGCUGUGCUUCAUUCCCAAGAGUGCUGUGGCUCUCAUACACCAGUAACGAUCUCAGCUGCUUUUGAAGGGAUGUUUGAGGCGUGGAAAAUCCCCAAGGCAAAAGUACAUGCUGUGGUGAGGGAUAAUGCACGUAACAUGGCUAAAGCUACGAUGGAGUUUGGUGUGAAAAGUCUGCCUUGCAUGGCGCACACCUUGCAGCUGGCAGUGAACGGAGGUGCCCUGUCUCAACGCAGCAUCGCAGAUGCUCUGGCUGUGGGGAGGAAAGUGGUAGGACACUUCAAGCACUCAUCGCAAGCUUACAGUCGUUUGGAAGACAUACAAAAGGAACUCAACAUGCCUGUUAAAAAGCUGCAAAAAGAUGUCACCACCAGGUGGAAUUCCUCCUAUUAUAUGAUGCAGAGUCUGGUGGAGCAGAAGAGGGCUUUAAGUGCAUAUGCUGCCGAUUAUGAACUCCCUGCAACGUUAAUAGCAACUCAGUGGGGAAUUCUAGAGAAGAUGAUCACUCUACUGGAUCCCUUUGAACAGCUAACCAGGGACAUCAGCUCCUCCGUUGCCACUGCUGCAGAUGUCAUCCCUGGUGUGGUGUCCCUGACACGGCUGCUUACCAAGAGUGAUGAAGAACAGGACAAAGGGGUGAGAACAGCCAAACGCACUCUAUUGGAAGCUGUCAGCGAUCGCUUCAGUUGUGUGCAAGGAGAACCUCUUUAUGCCAUUGCAAACAUAGUUGAUGCUCGUUACAAAGAUCGUUAUUUUGACGCGGACAAGAAGGAGGGAGCACGCAACAUGCUUCUGAAAGUUGUGGAAGAAAUGGCCAGUGGCAGUGAUGAUCAGCAAGGAGAGGCUGUUAGUGCCAGUGCAGAUGACCCACAUAAGAAGGCCCGAACUGGAAGCCCGAAACUGCAGGACAUGUACCAAGAAAUCCUCGAGGAGAAUGAACUCAGCGAACGAGCAGCUACAGGGGAGACGGCAUCACAGGUGCAUGCAUACCUGGGAGAAGCCACCAUUUUCAAGGAGUGCCCUUUCAACUACUGGAGGUCCAACCAGGCCCGCUUCCCUGCUAUUUCCCGUGUAACUGCACCCUGCACCAGUGUUGACAGCGAACGGCUCUUCAGUGCUGUCGCCCAUGUCAUAGACGAGAAGCGGAAUCGAAUACAUUGCGAUAAUGCUGAAAUGCUGGUUUUCAUCCAGAAAAAUCUACCUCUCACUCACAAGGACAAGUGAAAAAUAGGACAGGUGUCAUAUAGCCCAGUCAACAUCAGUCUUUCUUUCACUUUAAUUUGUUGCACUUUAAAAGAGGGCUAUGUUUUGUUUACUGGACUCUAAACUGUCACUGCUUAUUUUUUGUGACGUUUUUGUUUUCAUUUGCACACUCUACUCUACUUGAAAGAUUAGGGCUGAUUGAGCCAAGGUUGUUACUUUUUGUGAUUGUGUUAACCAAAUUAUGGCCACUGGCCAGUUACAUAUAGAGCUCAAUUAGAGCAGGGCUUGAGCCCAGUUUAUUUUAAGAUUGUGUUACCCCAAGUAGGCUAAUGACUGGCCCUGCUUUUUUUUUUUUUUUAACUUGUUUCAGUUGUUUGCACUUUACCUCACAGUUGUAUAGGUAUAAUGUUGUUUACAUUUUGUGAAGAAGUACAAAUUUGCCCUAUGUAGUGGGCGUUUGUCAGGAUUAUCUCAGGGAGAAUGUGAUCCAAGCUGCUGUUGGAGAAAAUAAAUAUGGCACUUUUUUCCAUAGCCUAACUUAAAUUGAAGUAGUUGUCAUAUUUUGCACAGAUAAUGUUUAAAGUUUAUUGUCAAAAGUAUGCAUGAUGUUGUGCUAAUUCCAAGACAAGAGAUAUGUAAUGUUAGUUACCUAAAAUGAUUUAGUUUUUCUUUUUUUUCUUUUUUUUCUGAGGGGGGGGGGGGGCCCGCAUAUAUCGGUAUCGGUUGAUAUCGGUAUCGGAAAUUAAGAGUUGGACAAUAUCGGUAUAUCGGAUAUCGGUAAAAAAGCCAAUAUCGAAGAUCCCUAGUUCAAAUGAUGCAUUCUCUGUCAUUAAUUUAACCCAAUCUCUAUAUUCAGGUCUAGCUUGGCCUUUUCAGUCACGAAGAAUAACUCUUGCAGCUGAAAUAAAGCCUGUCAUGGCAAGAGCAAAUGCAGGUUUUUAAAUUUUAGGUAGACAUGACCUGUCUCCCAAGAGGCACAGCUGGAUUGAUUCAGGUACAGGUACACCAAGCCAUUCCUGAAUUGUUUUGAUUACCUCUCUCCAGAAAGGCAGAACUAAAGGGCAGGCCCACAUAGUAUGGAUAAAAGUGCCUUCAUGCGUCUUACAUUUCCAGCACAAGUUAUUUUCGAGUAAGCCCAUUUUGUGGAGACGGACAGGUGUAAAAUCAUAACGAUGAAGUAUCUUAUAGUGUAUAAACUUUCCCUGAGCUUCUCUUGUGAACCAGCCUGCAUUAGAGAUGAUCUUUUUCCAAGAGUCCUUAUCAAUAUUCAAACUUAGAUCCUUCUGCCAAAUGAGCCUAAGGCUCUCAGUAUCGCCAUAUAUGGCAUUAGCGGCCAUCUUAUAAAAAGUGGCAGCUGAAUGAUUGUUUUUAGGUAAUUUAAAAUAAGCCUGAAUUAUAUUGUCUUCACCAGGCAGCUGUUUUACCAGACUCACUAAACUACUUCUUAUUUGCAAGUAUCUCGAAAAGUCAGCUUUAUCUUUUAAGUUAAACUGUGUGCAGAGUUCUUCAAAAGAUUUAAAUGUUUUGUCAAUAGCCAGAGAUGAUAGAUUUCGUAUACCCCUCGAUAACCAUGAGUGCCAGUAAAUAUUUUUUCUCUCCACUGUUAUUGCUGGGUUAUUCCAAGGUGAAGAAUAUCCCUGUUUAUACUGUGAGAUCUUUAAUAAUUUGUGAAGCUUAGCCCAGACAUUCUUUGAGUGUUGUAGGAUUGGAUUAGCCUCUUUGCUCCCCGAAUUAUUAAAUAUUAGGUUUUUUUGUGACAAAACCUCAAUUGGACCAAAAGGGACAGUGAGUUCUUGCUCUAUUCCUGUCCAUCCUAAAUAGUUACUCUCAUUUGUCCAAUGUCUCGCCAAUUUAGCCAGCUCAAAGGCAAUACUAUGCAACUCUACAUUAGGUAGGGAAAGCCCACCAUUACUUCUCGUUGUAAAAAGUUUUCCUAAAUUAAUCCUUGGUUUCUGAAAUCUGAAAUUUCUGAUUAAUCUCACAGGUCUUAGUGAUUAUUUCUCCCUGUUUGUUUCUAAUUCCUGAGAUGACAUGUGCUGCAUCUUGUUGUUUUAACUGCCUGACUAAUAACUUACUGGCUUUAUUUCCAUUCUCAAAAAAAUUGGCCUUUGUCCUAAAGAGAGGAUACUCUGCCUUUUUGUUAUAAAUUUUAUUAAUAUCUAAUUUUAAUUUACAGAUUUCUUCUAAUAACAUGUCAUUGUAAUUAAGGAACAGAUCUUUUUCCUUUUUUUUGAGUUGGGAUUCUAACUUAAUCAUUUUAGCAUUAUUAUCUCUUUUCUUUUUGCUUGAAUAUGCAAUAAUUUUACCUCUAAUAAAGGCUUUAGAUGCAUCCCAAACAGUGCUGAGUUUCUCAGUAGAACCAAUAUUUAUCUGGAAGAAGGAUCUAAUAUUUUCAUCUAGCAUUUCCUUAAAGACUGGAUCUUGAAAUAAAGAAGUGUUACAUCUCCAUCUUCUGCUCUUAACUCACCAACUACUAAAUCAAGCAUCACCAUUGCAUGAUCAGUAAGCGCAAUAGCCCCAAUUUUACAUGCAAUGCAUUUAUCACUCAGAUUUUGAAAUUAAAAAAUAAUAAAUUCUUGAGGUUGAUUUGUGUUUAUGAGAGGAAAAAAAGUAAAUUCUCUUUCUCUAGGAUUAAUCAAUCUCCAUAUAUCCACUAGGCCAUGAUCUUCCACCAAUUGGUGUAUUGCCUGUCGAUCCUUUGGGGUUCUUUUGCUGUAGGUUGAUCUAUCUAGUAUGCCAUCUUGAACCUGAUUAAAAUCCCCCCCUAGCACUGUUUGUCCAUUACCAAUAUAACCUAGCAGUUUAUUGAUUUUAUAGAAGAAAUUGGCAUCUUCUGUAUUUGGGGCAUAAAUAUUGCACAGAUUUACCUUGCUUCCAUUUAUCUUAACUUCUACACAUAUAAAUCUCCCUUCCUCAUCAUUAUAUUGGUUCAACAGUACACAAUUUAGCCUCUUAUGGAUUAAGAUUGAAACUCCACGUUUCUGACUAGAAAAACAACUGAAAAAAGACUGACCUAUCCAAUUUUGUUUAAGUUUAGUAGCUUCCAUAUCUGUCAAAUGAGUUUCCUGCAGAAACACCACGUCUGCCUUUUGAGAUUUACAAUAACAUAAACAUUUCUUUCUUUUAACAGGGUUUGACAAACCAUUCACAUUCCAAGUAGUUAUCUUUAUAAUAUUAGACAUCAUUAAUUGAUUUAUCAACUAACAGAAAUUUGCUUUCCAUAACAGAAUAAAUUGAACAUGCCCAUCCAGAAAUACAUUAAGUCUUGUGCUGUCAGAGUAAACUAAAACACAGUAUCUGUAUGCUGCUAUAAAACCCUGUGCAAAGUCUGUGCAAAACGCCAAAUCAAAACUUACACACACAGGCACACACACACACACACAAAAGAAAAAACGAUAAACAUGUGGCAUAUCUAGAUGACGUUCAUCUUCCCUCAUGCAUAGCCAUUAAUGAUGAUGGAUACAGUUAACAUACCUGUUC